AUGACUCUCGCGUGCGCAAGCGUCGAAGCUGGCGACUCGAGCAGCAGAAGCAUCAGCAUCAGCAACCAUCCGCUUCCACCACCACCUGUCCACGUGACUCGACAGUCCAUCCCGCCUUCCAGAGCUGACUACACGCCGCCAUCGGAGCAGGAUGAGAUGGAUUUGCAUUGGAUGAGGGAGGCUCUGAUCAUGGCAGAUGAAGCCUUCGAUGCGCAGGAAGUGCCCAUUGGAAGCAUCUUUGUCAGAGAGGGGAAAGUGAUUGCGAGAGCUAGGAAUCGGACGAACGAGUUGAUGAAUGUGAGUGCAAUAGCAGCCAAGGCAGCAACGCAUGACUGGCGACAAUACUCAAAAUACAUUCAUGCCGUGCUUGAGCUUCGCUGAUCUUCUCCCUGUCUCAACUGGUCAUGACAGGCCACCCGGCACGCCGAACUCGAGGCCAUCGACUACAUUCUCUCACUCUACCCGCCUUCUUCUCCUUCCUUUGCAACGCACCCUCAUCGCUCCCUCACUGAUAAUCCGUUCAAAGAGACGACGCUAUACGUGACCGUAGAGCCUUGCAUCAUGUGUUCAAGUGCGCUCAGACAGGUCGGCAUCAAGCGAGUCGUCUUUGGAGCUGGCAAUGAGCGAUUUGGAGGAUGCGGAAGCGUAGUUGGCUGUCACAAGGAGUUAGUUUCAGGAGCCAACUUACACGUCGAUAGCGCGGUGACGAUCACAUGCUAAUGACUUUGCGCCCUCGCAUCAGCCCUGCACUAGUCAACUCACCGCCAUUCGUGGCCGUUGGAGGCUACUACCGCGAAGAAGCCAUCAUGCUAUUGAGGAAAUUUUACCUCACCGAGAACGUCAAUGGUGAGUCGUGCUGUCAUUCGUUGCGCUUGCGCUAAGCGCUGAAGAAAUGUAUGCGCUGCGUUUGCAGCGCCGAAUCCUAAAUCGAAAGCCAACCGGAUCCUCAAGACGAAAUUCCAACGUAAGUCCAGUGCAACAACUUGGCCUUGUCCGUUGCACGAACAAGCAGCUCACAUCGACGCUGCGCAUUGCCGCCCUCUGUCGUACAGCUCCUGGCGUGUCGAUGCACGGUCCUCAAGGUCCUCCAACCAGGCGUGGCAUCCAGCGUAAUCUGGUGGCUACCAGGUCAGUCUAUAACAGCAGCAAUGCGAGCUCCACGAGCGAGGAUCUCAGGGCGUCAGUGCUUGCGGACGGGGAAGACUCGUCUGUGCACGAGCAGCAGGAGCGUGAUGCCGGUUUGAUCGAUGAAAUGCGCACGCGAGAGAAGAUCAAUGGAACGGAUCACACUGUAGCGGAUAGGUGA
This is a messenger RNA of Ceraceosorus bombacis, 1306 nucleotides long. The record is from the annotation of a GenBank genome assembly. NCBI's taxonomy places the organism in Eukaryota, Fungi, Basidiomycota, Exobasidiomycetes, Ceraceosorales, Ceraceosoraceae.